CGAGACGGUGCUCGGCAGUGCCCCUCGCAUCGCGCGCCAGUGCCGCCGCCCGCGAGCCUCCCACCAUGGCGGACAGGAAGGCCGGCGACCACCUGGAAACGGACAUGGAGAGCCGGGAGCUGCUGGGCACCUACGGCAUUCUGGUGGCCUUCCUCCUGUUCCUCUACGUCAUGUACAACAUCAUCUACUGACGGCGCCCGGCCGUGACGGCCUGGCGCCAUUCCGCGAGCGUGGCUGCGGACGUGUGAGGAGCGAGUGCUGACUGCCGAGUGAAUGGUGUGCGCGUGCGCAUGAGAGCGUGACCGCUCGCCAUGGAUACGCUGAGUCGCAGCUGGGGCCGGCCGUGCCGCACGUGCGGCCAGCACCACGCGCGCCACGAGCCGCAUGUGUACGACUACGUGGAGGAGGUGGACGAGGACCUGACGUGUCACAUCUGUCUGCAGCCGCUGGUCGGGUCGCUGGACACGCCCUGCGGCCAUACGUUCUGCGGCGCCUGCCUGGUGCCGUACCUGAACUCGCACCAGAACUGCCCCAUCUGCCGAGCGGCGCUCACCACGCAAGCGUGCCGCUCCUCCCCGCUCGUGCUGCAGAAAAUUUUGGAGAAGCUGCUGGUGAAGUGUCCCAACGCGGACCUGUGCAAGGAGGUGGCCUAUGCCAGGGGCGACCUGGAGGACCACCUGAAGAACCGGUGCCAGGGCAACUUCAUCGCGUGUCGAUACGCGGCGCACGGCUGCCAGGUGCGCGGCCCGCAGAAGGCCGUGCACAAACACCAAGCCGACUGCGAGUACAGGAACAACGGCAUCACGCGGCUGCCGAUCAUCGAGGGCGAGAUCAGCCACAUCGAGAUCCCGCGCACGGCCACCAGUCUCGGCAUGACGAUCGUGGGCGGCGCCGACACACCGCUGCGCUGCGUGGUCAUCCAGGAGGUGUUCCCCGACAGCCUGGUGGCCCAGGACGGUCGGCUCCAGCCGGGAGAUCAGAUCGUCGAGGUCAACGGUGUCGACAUGACGAACGCCUCCCACAAAAUGAUCUGCCAGGCCCUGAAGGUGCAGACGCCCGUGCUACAGCUGGGCGUGUACCGCGAGAAGAUCGACCCGCCGCCGCCCUCUGACGAUCCGGAGCUGCACACGGUGACGCUGGAGAAGGCGCCCGGCCAGACGCUGGGCAUCAAGCUGGUGUCGCGCCGCUGCGGCCCGGCCGGCGACGGCGUGCACGUGGCCGAGGUGAUCGGCGGCUCGGCCGCCUCGCAAGACGCCCGCCUGCGCCGCGACGACCGCAUCCUCUACAUCAACGGCCGCGACGUGCGUCACGGCCGACUGCAGCUGGCCUGCGAGCUCAUACAGAACAACUCGACCGUCAGCCUGGUGGUGUCGCGGUCGCCGCCGCCGCCGAGCGGCGACGACGCCGUGGACGGCCUCUUCCGCAGCGAGCCGGGCCUGGCCGUGGCGCACGCGCGCACCAAGUCGGCGCCGGAGCGACUGUCGCAGCCGGGGCCGGCGGCGGCGGCGGCGCCGGCGGCCGGCCGCGACCAGCCGGACCGCGCCAUCUGUCGGCAGGCGCGCGGCGAGUCGAUGGACCACCUGUCGGCGCCGGACCCGCCGCCGCCGGCGCCGCCGCUGCCGGCCAAGCCGGGCGAGCACCGGCGCCGCGGCAAAGAGCUGCGCCGCAGCCUGCGCAUCGAGGGCGACGUGCUGCAGCAGAAGACGGUCACCAUCGCCAAGGUCGCCAAAGAGAGCCUGGGCUUGCGCAUCGGCGGCGGCAUCCACUGCAACGAGGGCGACACGCCCAUCUACAUUGCCAACAUCAACCACCAGGGCCCCGUCGGGAAGUCGAAGCAGAUCAAGAAGGGCGAUAUCCUGCUGUCGGUGAACGGACGCAGUCUGGUGGGGCUGACGCACGCGCAGGCGGUGGCCGCGCUCAAGUCGACGGCCGAGCUGCCGGGCGUCACGCUCAGCAUCCUGGAGGGGCCCGAGACAUCGCGCGGCCCGGCCAAGUUCAUCCCCAGCUGGAUCUACUGGCAGACGCUGCCCAGGUGCUUGUGCUACCCGCGCGGCAUCGAGCUGUCGCGCAGCGCCACCGGCUCGCUGGGCUUCAGCAUCGUGGGCGGCUGCGACGGCGGCACGCGCGAUCCCAUCCACGUGCUGUUCGUGGUGCAGAACUCGCCGGCCGCGCUUGACGGGAAGCUGCGCUGCGGUGACCGGCUGUUGGCCGUGGACGGCCACACGCUGGAGGGCGUGCGGCACGCCGAGGCCGUCAGCCUGCUCAAGCAGGCCCGCCACAAGGUCAAGCUGCAGAUCGUCUCGUGGAUGGGCACCGAGCUGUGAGCGCCGCCGCCGCCGCCGCGCCUGUGAUACUGGCCGGGGUUGGGGUCGGGCGGGCCGUCGCUGAUGGCAUUCACGGCAUCUGGGGACGGACGUCCCUGUUCGCCAGCUGGCUUGUCGUUCGUUGCGCUGGCACCAUGUUGUGUGCAUGGAAGACAAUAUCUUUCACAAACUAGAACGUUGUUGUGUCGAAUAGAGGGCAACGAUUAUGCCUGUCGAAUUUCAAGGACAGAUCUGCGUAUUUAUCAUGCGACGAAUGCCUCCGACGACGCGCUGUCGAACAUAUCCCCGGCGUGGAACCCUUGCAGGGAGUUGACUCGAUCGUUGCGCUGCCUUUUGCGAAUGCUUCCGCGUGGCGGAUCGACCGACGCCGGACGCGCCCCCGCUCGCCGGCAUCAAUCUUCCUGUCGUCGGCUUUUCUACGUGGUGCUGUCGCGGCGUGAUUGCGUGAAACGCGCGGUACUGUAUUGUCUCGUACGGUGUCCCGGUCGCGUUCCCGCUCGUGGGACAUAUCUGUCUUCGUUGGUCGAUGUUCAGCGUAUCCAUGGCGCGUGUGAUGUGCGGGUAUGAGAGUGCUCGUAGUUGUGAGGGCCUGCGAUGACAGAGCGCGCCCGCGUCUGUGAGACCUGCGGGGCGCCGGCGCCGCCGGGAUGUCCCGGCGGCCGAGCGGAGUCUCCCAGCGCUGUGUCGGGCGCCCGGUGAACCGUAGGUCCGUCGGAGGAAGGAAUAAACAAUGCUCAUUACGGGGCCGGUGGUGUGCGACACGGCACGGCG
Pollicipes pollicipes is the source of this 3095-nucleotide messenger RNA. RefSeq names its product ligand of Numb protein X 2. Bases 312 to 2324 code for a protein of 670 amino acids. The record is from RefSeq and is a predicted model, not a curated record. NCBI's taxonomy places the organism in Eukaryota, Metazoa, Arthropoda, Thecostraca, Pollicipedomorpha, Pollicipedidae. The transcript is spliced from 14 exons. Gene Ontology annotation, molecular function: protein binding; zinc ion binding.